This is a messenger RNA of Homo sapiens (human), 7558 nucleotides long. NCBI's taxonomy places the organism in Eukaryota, Metazoa, Chordata, Mammalia, Primates, Hominidae. The record is from RefSeq and is a predicted model, not a curated record.
AGUGGCCGCAGCGCCUCCCGUGAGAGCGGUUUCUCCUCCUUGUACUGCUGGACCUGGCCCCGUAUCUUCGUGGCAGAGGCCAAGCAAGGGGACUCCGAUGCCGGGGCGUAGGGGGGUUUGGGUCAAAGGAUGGGGGCAGAGUUCAAAGUGCAGGGGGCGGGCUCGUUUAAUGGCGAAGUCCUGGCACCGCGCCCCAGGGAGGAGGCUCCGGAGGCCAGUGGAACCCCGCUAGACUUCAGGGGUCUUGGUUGGGGACGCGGGGCGUUUUGACCCCCUAGGCCUGAGGAUCCUAGGCCUGAGUAACCCAUCGGAUUUGGAGGGAAGGGUGGGGUUUAGGUGAAAUGUAAAUACUGCGUGGUUUCCAUUUGGCAAAGAGCAAGCUUGUAAAGGGGUCACCCUCGGGUCUGGGCUGCGAAGUGCAGCCGGGACCUGUUUCCUUGGGAACCACAAGAUAAGACCGCUGUAGAUUGUUAUGUCCGGAAACCGCUUAUCAGAGCCCUGCACCUGGGUUGGAAAUGGAGACGGAUUCUCUGUGUCCAAGAAAAUCAGACCCUCCGGCCGGAAAAGGGAAGUUUAUUCUUACUGAUAAAAUGUCAAUCACUGUGUAUGAUUGUAAUGGGCAAGGAAGGCAUUUAGCGAGCUAGAAGACAUUGAUGGCUCAGAAAAAGGUGUCCUUGGCAAAAAUACUGUUUUCUGUUAAUUUUCCAACUGAUACCAUCUGGGUCUGUCCUCCCAGCCUGAUGAAUGUGUAGGCAGAUACUUUCUCAGUCGGAGUUGAUUUUUAUUAUCUUGAUUGCUGCAUCCUGUGCACAGAGGUUUUCUGCUCAGCUGGGCUUCAUCCUGGGGUCCCAGUCCUGGCCCCAAGCCUUAAUCAGCUCUCGGGUGAUAUUAGGCAAGUUGCCAAGCCCCUAAGUGCCUCAGUUUCCAGGUCUGUAAAAUACAUAACAUUACCUGCAUUUGUCAAAUAGUGCUGUGUGUGGAUUAUUAUUGGCAGCUCAUCAUCACCAUUAUCACCCUCCUGUAAACGUCUUGGACCCCUUAAGUGAAGACAGCAGGGUUACGGCGGAUAAAAUGAUGGACUUCAGAGAAAAGACUCUAAGACCAAAUAGAGUCUAAAGCAGUGAUUAUCAAAGAGGGGAGGAGAAAUUUUACGCCCAGGGGACACUGGACAAUGUCUGCAGACUUGGUUGUCACAACCGGGGAUGGGGUUGGGGCGACUGGCAUCCAGUGGAUGAGGAGGUCUAGGGUGCUGCUCAACACCCUGCAAUGAAUAGCACGCCAGUCUUUUGGAUUUGAGCCCACCUUAAUCUCAUUUUAAUCGAAUUGCCUCUUUAAAGGCCUAUCUUCAAAUACCUUCUGAGGUACUGUGGGUUAGGCCUUCACCUUACGGAUUUGUGGGGACGCAAUUCACCCGUUAACGCUAUACAUACACAAAAAUUCAUAGACUACACCUCAAAAGAAAAAUUCAACAUGACCAUAUAAUACUAUAAAAUAAAAGAAGAUGCAAUACCUGGUUUGGGGUUGGAUCUUCGGAGGACCAGCUGUAAAGACCAUUUGGGGUAUAAUUGAAGGAAAUACGAUUAUGGGCUAGGUAUAAAGGAAUGAUUGUUAACUAUCUAAAGUGCGAAUAUGAAGUGUGGACUUUUAGAUAAAAAUACAGAUUUUUCUCUAAAAUAGCAUUUGGGAGGUGUUUAAGAGCAGAGUGUUACAGUGUCCUCAAUUUACUUUUUUUUUUUUUUUUGAGACGGAGUCUCGAGCUGUCGCCCAGGCUGGAGUGCAGUGGUGUGAUCUCGGCUCACUGCAGCCUCCACCUCCCGGGUUCAAGUGAUUCUCCUGCCUCACCCUCCCGAGUAGCUGGGACUACAGGUGCCCGCCACCACACCCAGCUAAUUUUUGUAUUUUUAGUAGAGAUGGGGUUUCACCAUCUUGGCCAGGCUACUCUUGAACUCCUGACCUCGUGACCCGCCUGCCUCGGCCUCCCAAAGUGCUGGGAUUACAGGCGUAAGCCACUGCCCCCAGCCACUCAAUUGACUUUGAAAUAAUUCUUUUUUUUUUUUUUUUUUUGAGACAGAGUUUUGCUCUGUUGCCCAGGAUAGAGUACAAUGGCGUGAUCUCAGCUCAACGCAAGCUCCGCCUCCUGGGUUCACGCCAUUCUCCUGCCUCAGCCUUCCGAGUAGCUGGGACUACAGGCACUCGCCACCACGCCCAGCUGAUUUUUUGUAUUUUUAGUAGAGACGGGGUUUCACCAUGUUAGCCAGGAUGGUCUUGAUCUCCUGACCUUGUGAUCCGCCCAACUCGGCCUCCCAAAGUGCUGGGAUUACAGACGUGAGCCACCGCACCCUGCGACUUUGAAAUAAUUCUAUGUAGAUAUUGGCUGUCAGUCGGCUAGAACAAUUGAUCAGGAAACAUCUCUGUCUUCACAAAUUACCUGAUAUGUUGAGUAAUGUGAGUAUAACACGAAUUUCAUAUUUGUUUAUGUUCAGUUUCAACCCUAAGAAACACUAAGUGAACAGAAGAAAUUGCACAUAACUGAAGAGUCUGGUAGGAAAACAGAAAAUGCGCGCACACACCUCAAAUACCAAGUCACACUGUUUCCUCUGCUUUAAAACUUAACAUUAGAUUUCCGACAACCCUCUCUCCACCACUGCAUACUAACUCUGGAAAUUUAGAUUCCCUUGCCCAAUUCCACAAGCAACCUUUGGAUCUUCUGCAAGGUACGUUGCUACAUUUAUUAUAGUAUUUAUGUGUUUCUUUUCCUUUUUUUUUUUUUUUUUUUGAGACAGAGUUUUGAUCUUGUUGCCCAGGCUGGAGUGCAGUGGCAUGAUCUCGGCUCACUGCAACCUCCACCUCCUGGGUUCAAGUGAUUCUCCUGCCUCAGCCUCCCGAUUAGCGGGGGUUCCAGGCAUUUGCCACCAUGUCCAGCUCAUUUUUGUAUUUUUAGUAGAGAUGGGGUUUCUCCAUGUUUGUCAGGGUGGUCUCGGACUUUGGACCUCAGGUGAUCUGCCCACCUUGGCAUCCCAAAGUGCUGGGAUUACAGGCGUGAGCCACCGCGCCCGGCCUAUUUAUGUGUUUCUUAAUGAUGUAAGGUGAAAAGCUGUGCUACUGUUUACUUCUUCAGGGACUCUGAUAAUAGGCAUGUUUUUCUUUCCUGUCUUUUGUUCCCACUGCUUCCUCUCUGACAGUUAUUCCACUGUUUCCUAUCACUUCCAAUUUCUUUGUAGUUUCCUUGCCUCUUAUCUUUGACACAAUGUGAGUAUCCUAAGCUUCAUUAAUAUCCAUUGAUGAAGGCUGAGGCAAGCGGAUCACUUGAGGUCAGGAGUUCCAGACCAACUUGGCCAGCAUGGUGAAACCCCAUCUCUACCAAAAAAUACAAAAAUCUGCCAGGCAUGGUGGUGCAACAUAAGACAAGCUUUGAGUAGCAAAAGAUUGGAAACAAGUCCACUGUCUAUUUAGAGAGACCUUGUUACAUCAGCUUACAUCAUCUUACAUCUGUAAGGAGUAAGGAAGUCACCUAUUAAGAUGAAGAGAGGUGGAGGAUUUAUUUUUUUCAUUGAGCCACAAAAACAAUUGUAAUGCAAUGUGUACACCAUGGUACUUUUUAAAAAUAAUAAAGCGGGGGGAAACAAAACGUGUCGUUCAAAUGGCGUUUUUUUGUUUGUUUUUGUUUUGAGAUGGAGUCUCGCUCUGUCACCCAGGCGGAGUGCAGUGGUGCGAUCUUGGGUCUGCAAUCCCCGCCUCCCGGGCUCUAGUGAUUCUCCUGCCUCAGCCUCCCAAGUAGUUGGGAUUACAGGCAUGUGCCACCACGCCCGGCUAAUUUUUAUAUUUUUAGUAGAGACAAGGGUUUUGCCAUGUUGGCCAGGCUGGUCUCGAACUCUUGACCUCAGGUGAUCCACCUGCCUCAGCCUCCCAAAGUGCUGGGAUUAUAGGCGUGAGCCACUGCGCCCGGCCCUAGAGAAUUUCUUAAAGUAAAAGGCUGUACUGUUCCUAUGGUAAUUGAAUUCUUAUUUUAACUCAUUUGAGAAAAUAAUCAUAGAAGUUUAAAUAAAUUUGAACUCGACGUGAAAAUUCUGAAUACUUUUAUUCAGUUGAGCCGCAAUUCCUAAAGCCUGGAACGCGACUGCUCAUCUCCGAAAAGACUUUCCAGCUUGAGACAGAGUAGAAGUAUAAACUCUAUAUCGCUUGCCAUUUUACAUACAAACAUAAUUGUCGUAAUUCAUGUUUUUACUGUGUCGACCUAAAUAACAGGCUGUCUAAAAACGGUGGUAACAGUUCAUUGCAGUGGGAAUAUGCGCGGCAUAGCAAACUAUGUGCUUAUUCAGGGAGGUAAAGGAAGACAAAGGUUGUUUUUGGUUUUCAUUUUUUUGAGACGGGGGUCUCUGUUGCCCAGGCUGGAGUACAAUGGUGAGAUCACAGCUCACUGCAGCCUCAAUCCCCACGGGCUCGAGCGAUCCUCCUGCUUCAGCCUAUCAAGUCGUUGGGACCAUAGGCGCACACUCCUUUAUUCCCAGCUAAUUUUUGUAUUUUUUGUAUAUAUGGGGUUUUGCCAUGUUGCCCAGACUGGGACAAAGGUUUAUAAAGGAAAAAAAAAAUUUUAAAUGAGGAUUACAUCAUUUUUCAGAAAUAAUUAUCCUUGUCUACAAAGAUCAGUAACAAGGGUCACACCAGUCUGAGUGUCCCUGUAAAAGUAUUUUUUGUUUAAGCCUGUGGUUUUUGUAGAGUCUUUUUCGUUAUUAAGCAUAUAAAUGUGAGACCUCUCUCUUCAUGACCUUACGUGGUUCUGUUUGUGGGAGGGCUGCUUUUUUUUUUUUUGAGACUCAGUUUCGCUCUUGUUGCCCAGGCUGGAGUGCAGUGUCCUGAUCUUGGCUCACUGCAAUCUCCGCCUCCUGGGUUCAAGCGAUUCUCCUGCCUCAGCCUCCGGAGUAGCUGGGAUUACAGGCGCCCGCCACCGUGCCCAGCUAAUUUUUGUAUUUUUAGGAGAGAAGUGGUUUUCGCCAUUUUGGUCAGGCUGGACUUGAACUCCUGACCUCUGAUGAUCCGCCGGUCUCCGCCUCUCACGGUGCUGGGAUUACCGGCGUGAACCACCGCGCCCGGCCGAGAGUUUUAAGAACACAGGGAGCGCCUGGUGGGGUCCGGCCUCCUGGGGCCUCGUCGUCUGGUCUCCAGAUCUCCAGGUCUCUGGACCCCAGGCGUCCGCGCCCACGCGGGACAGCACGGUGACGUCACGCACGCGGGUCCCGCCCCCACGCAGGACUCCGCCCCAUGGGACUCCGUGCCCUUCCUCUCCUCCCCGCACGAGGGGCCGCUCCGAGGGGAAACUGAGUCUGGAGUUGCCGUGCAGUCAGGGAGGAGGACGCCGCGCCCUCCCUGGACUGGAGUGAGUUCUCCCAGAUCCGCGGCUGCCCGGCUAGAGGGUCAGCCACGCGUGUUCUCGACGAGCCCGUCACUGAGGAGAGAAUUAUCCAAUCAGGACAGGCAGGGGCGGGGCCUAGGGAACUGUCCAAUCAGAGACGUUAAUCCGAAGCGGAGCCCUGCCCAAUCAAGGGCGCUAGGGGGACGGACUGGAGAAUUCUCCAAUCAGGGGUGCGGAGUCGACAGCACUGUCCAAUCAGAGUCUCCACUUCCCGAGAUCUGUCCAAUCAGACCCCGAGGACGGACUGCGUGAUCUUUGAGGAAGUGGCUGUGAACUUCACCCCAGAAGAGUGGGCAUUGCUGGAUCAUGCUCAGAGGAGCCUCUACAGAGAUGUGAUGCUGGAGACCUGCAGGAACCUUGCCUCCUUGGAUUGUUACAUUUAUGUUAGAACCAGUGGAUCAAGUUCUCAGAGGGACGUUUUUGGGAAUGGAAUAUCCAAUGAUGAAGAGAUUGUAAAGUUCACAGGAAGUGAUUCCUGGUCUAUUUUUGGAGAAAAUUGGAGAUUUGAUAACACUGGAGAUCAGCACCAAAUCCCACAGAGGCAUCUGAGAAGUCAGCUGGGGAGACUCUGUGAAAGUAAUGAAGGUCAUCAAUGCGGAGAGACCUUGAGCCAGACUGCGAACCUUCUUGUGCACAAGAGUUACCCUACCGAAGCUAAACCCUCUGAGUGCACUAAGUGUGGCAAAGCCUUCGAGAAUCGGCAGAGAUCUCACACUGGACAGAGACCGUGUAAGGAAUGUGGGCAAGCCUGCAGCUGCCUCUCCUGCCAAAGCCCUCCUAUGAAAACGCAGACUGUAGAGAAACCCUGUAAUUGCCAGGACUCAAGGACAGCAUCUGUGACAUACGUGAAAAGUCUCAGCAGUAAAAAGUCUUAUGAAUGUCAGAAAUGUGGAAAAGCUUUCAUUUGUCCCUCAUCUUUCAGGGGACAUGUGAAUAGUCAUCAUGGGCAGAAAACCCAUGCAUGUAAAGUAUGUGGGAAGACCUUUAUGUAUUACUCCUACCUUACACGGCACGUAAGAACUCACACAGGAGAGAAACCCUAUGAGUGUAAGGAGUGUGGGAAAGCCUUCAGCUGUCCCUCAUACUUUCGAGAACAUGUCAGAACACACACUGGAGAGAAACCGUAUGAAUGUAAGCAUUGUGGAAAAUCAUUCAGCUGUUACUCCUCCUUUAGAGAUCACGUGAGGACGCACACUGGAGAGAAACCCUGUCAGUGUAAACAUUGCGGAAAAGCGUUCACUUGUUACUCGUCUCUUCGAGAACAUGGGAGAACGCACAGUGGAGAGAAACCCUAUGAAUGUAAGGAAUGCGGCAAAGCCUUCAGGUACCCCUCCUCUCUGCGAGCACACAUGAGAAUGCACACCGGAGAGAAGCCCUAUGUGUGCAAGCAGUGUGGGAAGGCCUUCGGAUGUCCCACUUACUUUAGAAGACAUGUGAAAACACACAGCGGGGUGAAGCCCUAUCAAUGUAAAGAGUGUGGGAAAGCCUACAGUUUUUCCUCCUCCCUUCGAAUCCACGUGAGGACGCAUACUGGAGAGAAGCCCUUUGAGUGUAAGCAUUGUGGGAAAGCCUUCAGCUGUCACUCCUCCCUUCGAGAGCAUGUGCGAACCCACAGCGGAGAGAAACCGUACGAAUGUAAUCAAUGUGGGAAAGCCUUCAGCCACGCUCAGUACUUUCAAAAGCAUGUGAGAUCACACAGUGGGGUCAAACCCUACGAAUGUACUGAAUGUGGGAAAGCCUACAGUUGUUCCUCGUCCCUUCGUGUGCACGUGAGAACGCACACUGGAGAGAGACCGUAUGAAUGCAAGCAGUGUGGGAAAACCUUCAGGUAUCUCGCAUCGCUUCAAGCACAUGUGAGAACACAUGCUGGAGCGUGAAUCUACGAAUACAGUGGACCUGGGAGAGUGUUCAACCGUAAAACCUUGUUGUAAAUGUGAGAAACGUUAUUUAUGUAGAGCAUGUAGGAAAACCUGGUAUAGCACUUAUUUUGUACCUAAAAAUUCAGAGUAGGAGAGAAAUCUCUUAAUUAUGAUUAAUAUGGUAUUGCCUUUACAUGCCUCAGCCUUAAUAGUGAUUCCUUUUGUAUUAAUUUCUAGUGUAUGUUUGUGAUAUAAACAUUUAAUAAAUAUCCUGUUUUGUACGCUUUCA